GUAAACACUAACACAGAAAUUCUUCCAGUCAGAACUAUAUAUAUAACAAUUCACGUGGUCUACUCAUAGGUCGCAUGGCUUCUAGGGGCGCUAGUAAAGGCCGCUGUGACAAUUUGCUUCUAUUUUUUUUUGUUUCAUGUGGCCACAAGUUAAUGUGCGCCACUUAUACUAUUCACAGACAUGCUUGUAGAGAAGAUGUUCUAGACUUAACAAAGGCCCGAGUUGCUGCUAACGCUGUGGGGCUUUUUUCAUACGUGGGGAGCAGAAAACGUGAGAGAAACACGACGAGACUGUCAUAUGAUGUACUGAGGCUGGAGAUUACCGUCAUGGUCAUCACCACUGGAUGCAUAGUUACUUGCGAUGCAUUCCUUGUUAAUGACUUUGUUAUAACUUUGGUCACUGAGGUGUGUGAUUUUCUCGGAUGCUCGACGUUGCUCGAUGGCUCCUCAACAGCUCGUAGGCCGUUUUCGUGUUGAUUUGGUGAGAAAGCAACCCAGUAGUGUAAGAGAGGU
Messenger RNA from Marchantia polymorpha subsp. ruderalis, 512 nucleotides. NCBI's taxonomy places the organism in Eukaryota, Viridiplantae, Streptophyta, Marchantiopsida, Marchantiales, Marchantiaceae. The record is from the annotation of a GenBank genome assembly.